AUGACAAACCAACCACAUAAGCUUUUUUAUAAAGGAGUUGACAAUGAUUUCGUAAUCUUUGUUGAUGACUUCUCAUUGUAUGAAAAGUACAAGAAAGGCGACACUACCAUUCCCCUCAUUGACAUAGUCUCGGUAUUUAAAGUAUUUAUCAACAGACAAGGUGGUGUCGAUGGUAUCUUGGAUGAAGCUUCGAAACAAGACUUGAACAACAACUUCAAGACGAGUAACGCGGACGAAGUGAUCAAGAUUAUUUUGGAAAAGGGAAGUGAUAAACAUAAUGCUGAUGUGGAUAAUGGAAUUGCUUCUCACAAUGAUAGCAUUGGUGCUGGCAACACUGGAAAUUAG
This is a messenger RNA of Lodderomyces margitis, 345 nucleotides long. RefSeq lists its product as uncharacterized. Lineage: Eukaryota; Fungi; Ascomycota; Pichiomycetes; Serinales; Debaryomycetaceae. Bases 1 to 345 code for a protein of 114 amino acids. The record is from RefSeq and is a predicted model, not a curated record. The transcript has a single exon.